Molecule: messenger RNA, 363 nt
Organism: Cantharellus anzutake
Lineage: Eukaryota; Fungi; Basidiomycota; Agaricomycetes; Cantharellales; Hydnaceae
Exons: 1
Source: RefSeq, a predicted model, not a curated record
GUAUGGCUGCGGGGUUCUCCUGGGACGGGGAAGACUGCGAUCUGUAAGAGUGUCGCUUCCACUCUCGAGACAAAGGGUAGUCUAGCAGCGUCGUUCUUUUGGGAUAAGAAUCAGCCAGGAUCGGGCUUGGAUUCCAUCAAACAAUUCCCCUCUACCCUUGCACACCAACUGGCAUGCUUUAAUGAGGACUUCAAGUUCUCGCUUGUCAAGCUCCUUCGGCAACCGGCUUUGGUUUCCGUUCGGGGUUUUCCUUUGGAAAAACAACUGAACACUCUGAUGAUUGAGCCGAUGCGUGGUCUGAAGGACAGAUUCCCCUCUGGUAAGGACCGCUUCGUCAUCGUUUUGGAUGGUCUCGAUGAGUGC